Nerophis lumbriciformis (worm pipefish) is the source of this 1221-nucleotide messenger RNA. The record is from RefSeq and is a predicted model, not a curated record. Lineage: Eukaryota; Metazoa; Chordata; Actinopteri; Syngnathiformes; Syngnathidae.
AUGGAGGGCGACAGUACCGACAAUAUGGAGAUGGGUGAGAGUAAAGGGGGCUCAGGUCUGCGCCAGUACUACUUGUCAAAAAUUGAAGAGUUACAGUUGACCGUGAAUGAGAAAAGCCAGAAUCUCCGACGACUGCAAGCGCAAAGGAAUGAGCUCAACGCUAAAGUGCGUCUCCUCCGUGAGGAGCUACAGCUGCUUCAGGAGCAAGGCUCGUACGUAGGAGAAGUGGUACGGGUCAUGGACAAAAAGAAAGUUCUAGUCAAGGUUCACCCAGAAGGAAAAUUUGUGGUGGACGUGGAUAAAAACAUUGACAUUAAUGAUGUGACUCCUAAUUGCCGUGUGGCCCUCCGCAAUGACAGCUACACUCUGCACAAGAUCCUCCCCAACAAGGUUGACCCUCUGGUGUCCCUGAUGAUGGUGGAGAAGGUCCCCGACUCCACCUACGAGAUGAUCGGCGGCCUGGACAAGCAGAUCAAGGAGAUCAAGGAAGUCAUCGAGCUGCCUGUCAAGCACCCGGAACUCUUCGAAGCCCUUGGCAUCGCUCAGCCAAAGGGCGUUUUACUGUACGGGCCUCCCGGUACGGGAAAGACACUGCUGGCUCGAGCCGUAGCCCACCACACCGACUGCACCUUCAUCCGGGUGUCCGGUUCCGAGCUGGUCCAGAAGUUCAUCGGAGAAGGGGCGCGAAUGGUGCGCGAGCUGUUCGUGAUGGCGCGCGAGCACGCGCCCUCCAUCAUUUUCAUGGACGAGAUCGACUCCAUCGGCUCGUCGCGCCUGGAGGGUGGCUCGGGCGGUGACAGCGAGGUGCAGAGGACCAUGUUGGAGCUCCUCAACCAGCUGGACGGAUUCGAGGCCACUAAGAACAUCAAGGUCAUCAUGGCCACCAACCGUAUCGACAUCCUGGACUCGGCGCUGCUCCGGCCGGGCAGGAUCGACCGCAAGAUCGAGUUUCCUCCUCCCAAUGAAGAGGCUCGUCUGGACAUUCUGAAGAUCCACUCCCGCAAGAUGAACCUGACGCGCGGCAUCAACUUGAGGAAGAUCGCCGAACUCAUGCCGGGCGCGUCGGGCGCCGAGGUUAAGGGCGUGUGCACGGAGGCGGGCAUGUACGCCCUGAGGGAGCGGAGAGUUCACGUCACCCAGGAGGACUUUGAAAUGGCCGUUGCCAAGGUGAUGCAAAAAGACAGCGAGAAGAACAUGUCCAUCAAGAAGCUGUGGAAGUAA